AUUACGAAAACGGCGCAACCAACUUAAAAAAAAAAAAACUAUCAACAGCGUACGCCCGCAACAGCUGCUCUGCUCUGCUCCUCCCUCUUCCUCUCUUCCACAACGUCUGCUCCUCCCCCCGCCUUGACUCUCCGGGGAAACGAGCAGAGCUGCAGAGCCGCAGAAAGCGAUUUCAGUUCAGCGACAGCAGCGCACAGGUGCCAUUCGGAAAGUGCGGACGUAUAAUGCUUACCGGCGUUUCCACAUCCAUAUCCAUAUCCAUUUCCAGCCACCAUUGCCCUACCAUCCGUAGCACUUACCUUUCCACUACUACUUGUCGUCCCUCAUCCACUGGCACUACCGCUUAUCAUUAUCACACUCGUACCCAUUCCCUUUCCAACCGUACAUUUCACAUUCCACAUUCUACAUUCCACACUCUUCCACACUCCUUUUAACCAGACCACAUCCAUGUGAGAUGAGUGCGUGCGAAGCGUCGGGUAUGGAACCGUUAGUUUCGCGAACGUCUGCCGCCCCCGCUUUCCAAUUCGAUGUCAUGCCAAAGAUAACGACAGCGACGCCCGCCGCGACAGCGACAGAGACAAAAACGCCGGCGCUGGUGCGGGCAGCGACAACGGUUAAAAUUGAAAAUAAAUGGCCGGCGGCAGAGGCAGCGGCUUUCAGUUAUCAGAGAGCAGCGAAGCAGAUUGGAGCUAUAGCACCCACAAGGCACUCCCUGGAAACUGGAAAGGAAAAGAUAGCGUUGCCAUUGCCGUUACCGUUACCAUCUACCUCCCUUGCAACUCGCGAACCGAUAUCGACACCGAUAACGCCUACCCUCAUACCGCUUACUGGUGAUAAUCCAUGUGAAAAGCUCUCCAGAAAUUUGGCCCUUCGCAAGGCUCAACUGAAGGCGGCCUUUUUCGGCAGCAAACAGCCAGAAAGAGCUGUGAUCCAGGCACCAUCCACUAGUUACCGCACCCCCUACCGACGCACCCGUGUUAGAACGGAGGCAAGGAAGCCGGUCCAACAGCUGAUUGAUCAGUACGAGGCCAUGAUUGUCCAACAGCAGCAACAGGAGCAGCAGCAGCAGCAGCAGCAGAUGCUGGGCGAAACGAAGUCUGCGCCGGGAGCCAUUGCCUCCAACUCGGAUGAAGGCUGCAAUGUGACUGGAAGCGGUCUAAGCCCCUACAGCAGCGAUGGCGAGGAAAUGACGACUAGCUCCUCCGGCAAGCUAUCGCCCGGCCAGCGGAAGCUCAAGGUCACUCGCUGUGCCAGCAGCGACUCCGCCCUGGGCCUGGAGGUGGACGAUGCCAGCAUGGAAGUGAGCCCGUCCAGUUUGCCCGCCCAGCGAAGGAUGACUCUGACGGUGACGGAUUUACCACUGAGACCAGCUCUCCUGCCGCUGGCAGAGCCCACAGCCCUGCCAGAUUCGCCGCUAACCUCGCCCACCGGCAGUGCCGCCGCCGCCGGGGCAGCCAUUGGUAGCAGCAGUGUGCCCACGAAGGUGCUGCUGGAGGAACGAGUGGUUGCCGCACCGGGAUCUCGACGCGAGUCUACCCAAAGCUCCUACAGUGAACUGGGCAGCAGCGGUUUCCCCUUGGGCGUUCGCUACGUCCGCACACCGUCGGUGGUGGUCAGCGACUACUCCGAUGAUAUCACCGCCUGCGGCAUCAGCAUGGAGGAGAUGGAGUACUUUCGCCUGCAGCGGGCACGCUGUCAACGCCGCUGCUCCCUGGAAGCGGGACAUGGCCAUGGCCAUGGAGCGGGCGGGACGGGAUCGGGAGCGUGCGGAAUGUCGCCGGGAUGCGCCAAGGACGAAGGCCAGUCGGAUGUCAGUGCCGCGAGCAGCUGCAGCAACUUGUACUAUUGUGGCUCCACCAUUUCCGCCCUGGAUGGGGGCGAGUGCAUUGUGAACGGCAUAAGGGUGGCUCUGGCCAGAAAAAACAGCACGCAGAGCAGCAGCCUGAGCGGCGAGGAGGAGGACGACGACGACGAGGAGGAGGAGCGUGACUUGGAGCUAGAGCUGGAGCAGGAGGAGGAGUACGGUCGGGGGGAUCGCGAUCGGGAGCGGGAACGUGAACGUGAGCGGGAGCACCAGCUCAGUGAACUCCUGGCAGCCACGCAGCUGGGCGACCGCCAGAUCAGGGAUCGCUCCAAGAAGGUAGGCGCCCGCGAUGACGUCACAAACCAGGGAAAUCUCAAACUAGACUAAAAGAAGGAAAAGGCCUAGGUCGCCAAGAAGAUUUAAUUUUUUUUUUUUUUAAUUACAAACACACCGUACCUUUUUUUUCGGUGCAAAUCGGUGCAUAUAUACACACGGGAAAAAAUCAGAGCCAGCAGAGCGACAGAAUUUUCAAAAAAUCUAAAAAUUAUAAUAAGAAAGUCUCAGUAUGGAAGUGCUAUAUCAUCGCUAAAGACUCCAGAGAGUAGGGUUUCUAUAUAUUAGAAAAAUCGUAUGAAUAAUUUCAAUUAAUAACGUAUAAUAUUUUAAUUAAAAGUCAGCUCCAUCUUGUUUUAAAGGUGGACUUUAGGACGAGUGUAUUAAAAUCAACAGACAGAGAUCGUCGGGUCUUUGCUUUAAGAUUUUCCACUUUAUUAUUUGCCGACUUUAGCUGACGUUUUUUCCCAGCGUGUACGUGCGUGUGUGGUGUGUGUGUGUGUGUGUGUGUGUGUGAGUGUGUGUGUUAGCUUAAAAGGCUGUUAAUUAAUUUGAUUUUUAUCUUAUCACAAAAAUGAGGUUUUGCUGUGCGGAGAAGUCUUUGUUUUUUUUUUUUUUGUUCCGCUUGCUGUUGUUAUUAUUAUUAUUAUUUUUGUGUUUCGCGUGAAUGGGAACGAUAUGGCCGAUGUUGUUGAAAAUUAGGGGGUGCCUAUUGAUAAAAAAAAACUAAAAAACAAAAACAAAACUCAAGCUGAACAAAAAAUUCAAACAGCAAAAGGGAAAACCUCGACUCUGCUCUUCUGAUUUUGUUUUUGUACUUUUUAUCGAGAAGUGGAACAGCAACGGCGACGACGACGACGACAGAGCUUAUCUUAGUUUAACUGUAUAUUGUGUACUAUAUAGAUAAAUAUAUUAUGUACGUAUUAAGCCAGCACAUAUUUACUAUACAUUUAUAUAAACUGUACAAUGAUGGCAUAUUUUUUGUAGCGCAGCAAGGCUGCAAAAGUCAAGUCUGUAAUGCAAAUAAAAGUAUUAGAAACCGAAUAUUCGGAGUUCAACAACGACGACGAUGAUAAUAAUAAAGCAAUCCACAUGGAUAUGUCCCCUGUA
This is a messenger RNA of Drosophila kikkawai, 3247 nucleotides long. The record is from RefSeq and is a predicted model, not a curated record. NCBI's taxonomy places the organism in Eukaryota, Metazoa, Arthropoda, Insecta, Diptera, Drosophilidae.